CUAGAUAAUAAUUUAGUAAAAAUAUUUAUCCAAUUAUUAAUUUUAAACGUUACUUCCCUAAUAUUAUUAGUAAGAAAGCUAGAGGGUAGCGUAAGAAUCUAUAUUAAUUAUAGAGGGAUUAAUAAUAUUUGCGUAAAAAAUAGAUACCCGUUACUAUUAAUUAAAAAAACGUUGGACGCAAUUUAUAAAGUAAAAUAA
Neurospora tetrasperma FGSC 2508 is the source of this 198-nucleotide messenger RNA. RefSeq lists its product as uncharacterized. NCBI's taxonomy places the organism in Eukaryota, Fungi, Ascomycota, Sordariomycetes, Sordariales, Sordariaceae. The record is from RefSeq and is a predicted model, not a curated record. The annotation marks the transcript as partial. The transcript has a single exon.